UUGAACCUAACCUUAAACAAUAACAAUUUAUUGACAGGAGAUCUCAUCCUGCAAUUAGAUUUAAUUCUAUCUAUAGGCACCUUCCUUUCACUAUGGCAACUUUAAGGUUAUGCAUACCAAGAAUACAAAAUGAACUGUUCAGGAGGAUGGCUUCCACCGAGGCUCAUAAAGUGGUUGUCACUAAUGAUGAAAGUACAUUUGUAGCUUGGCAUCCAAAACAGGAUUUUCCAUAUGAAUGCACGAAACCAUUACCAGAGGUUGAAUGCAAGGAUGAUGAAAAUUCAGUACUGAAAAUGCAAUUCACACCAGAAUUGUAUAGCAUACUAAAUAAAAAGAAGCCUGAGGAAGCAAGGCUGGAAUUGAUGAAUAUUACUCACACCACUAAGCACAGAUGGUUCCCAAGGGCUAGAGAUCGUAAGGCAAAGAAAACUCCAAUGGACAGACCAUAUUUGUAAAUGUUAGAGAAACCAUUCUUUUUUUUUAUUAGAAGAAAUUAAAUAGUAUUGUGAAACUUCA
Nicrophorus vespilloides is the source of this 516-nucleotide messenger RNA. RefSeq names its product 39S ribosomal protein L42, mitochondrial (gene mRpL42). Bases 93 to 455 code for a protein of 120 amino acids. Lineage: Eukaryota; Metazoa; Arthropoda; Insecta; Coleoptera; Silphidae. The transcript has 2 exons. The record is from RefSeq and is a predicted model, not a curated record. Gene Ontology annotation, cellular component: mitochondrial large ribosomal subunit.